ACCGGAAGGGAAGAAGCCAGGGUCAGAAUGGGCCCACACUAGUUCUGUUGUGACGCUCAGAACCAGGGGCGGGGUGUCUAGGUAGUGACAUUCCGGGCACUGAGAACUUAGGAGGAGGUGAGCUGUCUCCUGCGAAGACUGCAGUGAGUACUCCGUACUGCUGGGACCAGCGGAGGAGUUGGAGCCAGAGACAGCAAGUUACCCAACCGUGCGCAGGCAGGACGCAGAGCAUCCCGGAACUCGGCUUUAACAUGUGUCCAUCUCUGUGGCAUGACCAUGCAGCUAGGCCUAACCCUGGUGGUGGGGUUAACCCUGUGCUUGGUGCAUGGCCAGGCUUUGCUGCAAGUCCCUGAGCAUCCCUUUUCUGUGCUAUGGAAUGUACCCUCAGCAAGAUGUAAGGCCCACUUUGGUGUGCAUCUGCCUCUUGAUGCCCUCGGCAUCAUAGCCAACCAUGGCCAGCAUUUUCAUGGCCAAAACAUCUCCAUCUUCUACAAGAACCAGUUUGGUCUUUAUCCUUACUUUGGACCUAGAGGCACAGCCCACAAUGGGGGAAUCCCUCAGGCUGUGUCCCUAGACCACCACUUGGCACAAGCUGCCCACCAGAUCGUCCACAGCCUAGGAUCUAGCUUUGCUGGCUUGGCAGUGUUGGACUGGGAAGAAUGGUACCCACUCUGGGCUGGGAACUGGGGCCCCCAUCGACAAGUCUACCAGGCAGCCUCUUGGGCUUGGGCACAGCAGAUGUUCCCUGACUUGGACCCUCAGGAACAGCUCUACAAAGCUCACACUCACUUUGAGCGGGCUGCCCGUGCACUGAUGGAAUACACACUGCAGCUGGGCCAGAUGCUUCGCCCGCAUGGGCUCUGGGGCUUUUAUCGAUACCCGGCCUGUGGCAAUGGCUGGCAUAAUAUGGCUUCCAACUACACAGGCCACUGCCACGCAGCUGUCAUUACCCGAAACACCCAGCUGCAUUGGCUCUGGGCUGCCUCCAGUGCUCUCUUCCCUAGCAUCUACCUCCCACCCAGACUGCCACCUGCCUACCGUCAGACCUUUGUACAACACCGCCUGGAGGAAGCCUUCCGUGUAGCCCUUAUUGGGCACGUGCAUCCUCUACCUGUUCUGGCUUAUGCUCGCCUCACACACCGGAGCUCUGGGAAAUUCUUGUCUCUGGACGACCUGAUGCAGACGAUUGGUGUGAGUGCAGCACUGGGAACAGCUGGAGUGGUGCUCUGGGGGGACCUGAGCUUCUCUAGCUCUGAGGAAGAGUGCUGGCAUCUCCAUGACUACCUAGUGGGUACUUUAGGUCCCUAUGUAAUCAAUGUGACCAAGGCUGUCAUGGCCUGCAGUCACCAGCGAUGCCAUGGCCAUGGUCGGUGUGCCCGGAAAGACCCAGGACAAAUGGAAGCCUUUCUACAUCUGCAGCCCGAUGACAGUCUUGGAGUUUGGAAGUCCUUCAGAUGCCGUUGUUACUCGGGCUGGUCUGGUCCUACCUGCCUGGAGCCUAAACCUGAGCCCAAGGAAACAAAAUAAGAGGAGUUCCAGCCUUUGCUUCUUGACCCUGUUGCCACUUUCCCAGUCCUAGAGGAAUUCCUGUUUAUGCUUUGUUUAGCUUAUGGAACUUUCCCAAGUACAUAUCCUACUUCCACCAACACAACCUUCCAUAGGAAUUCCUGGGGAAUAGAUAGGGCCUAAUAGAAAACUGGCCUCAGCCCUCUGAGAUCAUCUGACUUAAAGCAAUAAAGAAGCUGUAGGGUUAGUUCCAGGCAUUUAAGGUUACUAGCCCGGGGCUUCAUUCCUAUUCCCCAGCGUAUCUAUAGAGAAGUUCUAUCUAGGGGCAGACAACCAGUACACUUCUCCCAACAAACACACAACCCAAAAUUAAGCUAAGAUCUGUUAAAUGCUAAGCUAUUAUCUUUAUUCUUAUCCAUUAAAGUCACUCUUUCAUUACUUGAA
Molecule: messenger RNA, 1950 nt
Organism: Arvicanthis niloticus (Nile rat)
Lineage: Eukaryota; Metazoa; Chordata; Mammalia; Rodentia; Muridae
Gene: Hyal3
Product: hyaluronidase 3
Biological process (GO): carbohydrate metabolic process; hyaluronan catabolic process
Cellular component (GO): acrosomal vesicle
Molecular function (GO): hyalurononglucosaminidase activity
Source: RefSeq, a predicted model, not a curated record